GGUACAUUUCUUUGGUACCACCAUUUAUAUAAAUAAGCAUCCGAAGUCCAAACAAAGUACCAAAUCAAUAGGGAUUGAGAAACGAUCGGAGCCCUAGAUACAAGGCCAGAGAAUGUCAGGAAGCGAUCUCCGGGAAGAGCAACCGCCGCCGACAUCCUCCGACGGCGGCGAGGGAUUCAGCAGCGAAUACAAAGAACACGGCGUCACUUUGAGGCUCAUGGAUCUCUCGGACGCGGAGGAAUACUUGGAGUGCUUAUCGGACGAGAAGGCGAGCCAGUUCUGCUCCUGGGACGCCUACAGAUCCAAGGAAUCGGUGGAGGAAUACAUCCUCCACGACGUGCUCCGGCAUCCCUGGUACCGGGGGAUCUGCGUGGACGGGAAGAUCGCCGGCUCCAUCUCGGUCCAGCCGUUUCGCGGGGACGACAGGUGCAGGGCCGAGAUCGGGUAUGCUCUGGCGUCGAAGUACUGGGGGAAGGGGAUCGGGACGAAGGCGGUGAAGAUGGCGGCGGCGUCGGUGUUCGUGGAGUGGCCGGAGCUGGAGAGGCUGCAGGCGGUGGUGGACGUCGAGAACCGGGGAUCUCAGAGGGUGUUGGAGAAGGCCGGGUUCACAAGGGAAGGGGUUUUGAGGAAGUACUAUCUUCUCAAGGGGAAGCCCAGAGACGCUUUCAUGUUUAGCCUCGUUUCUACUGAUCCUCCUGCCCAAAUUAUCAUUGAUUUGUAUGUGGGCUUAGGGAUAAUUAUGGACAAAUAUGAAGAUAAUAAUAAUGAUGAUUUUUACGUGGAAUCCAAAUCUGGGAAAAAACCACGAGCCAUUUCUAGAGGUAUGCUUCUCGGGCUCGGGAUAUACCACUAUGGUGCGGCAUGGGACUCUGGCCAAGGAGUCACUUUGGUCGGGAUAUACCACUCGGGCUCGGAGCUUACCACUCUGGCCUAGGAGCCACUCAGAAUUCUCAUAUUGAAUCAGAUGAAUAAGAUCUCAUAUAUCGUAGACCGUCCUCUAUCUUGACCAUCAUCAAUAGUUUGUGGAAACUUAUAAACAUAAAGAAUUGGACAAAUA
Messenger RNA from Cuscuta campestris, 1057 nucleotides. NCBI's taxonomy places the organism in Eukaryota, Viridiplantae, Streptophyta, Magnoliopsida, Solanales, Convolvulaceae. The record is from the annotation of a GenBank genome assembly.